Bombus impatiens (common eastern bumble bee) is the source of this 13360-nucleotide messenger RNA. It is a transcript of the gene mamo, whose product is annotated as protein bric-a-brac 1-like. The coding region runs from base 111 to 2222 and encodes 703 amino acids. The record is from RefSeq and is a predicted model, not a curated record. Gene Ontology annotation, biological process: regulation of transcription by RNA polymerase II. Gene Ontology annotation, cellular component: nucleus. The transcript has 4 exons. NCBI's taxonomy places the organism in Eukaryota, Metazoa, Arthropoda, Insecta, Hymenoptera, Apidae. Gene Ontology annotation, molecular function: protein binding.
GUAGGCCGGCGACGUCACAGUGGGCCGGUUGAGCCUUCCUUCGUUCGAUUCAGGCAGGCUCUCUAUUCAUUUUACAUGUAGCAAGCAGGGUUGCGGGGUGCAGUUCAGACAUGGGAAGUGAGCAUUACUGCCUGAGGUGGAACAAUCAUCAGAGCAACUUGCUGGGUGUGUUCAGUCAACUGCUGGAGUCGGAGUCGCUGGUGGACGUGACACUGGCGUGCACGGAGGGACCUUCGAUACGUGCCCACAAGGUAGUCCUCUCCGCGUGCUCCAGCUAUUUCCAGGCCCUAUUCCUCGACCACCCGAACCGCCACCCCAUAGUCAUCCUAAAGGACGUACGUUUCGCCGAGCUACGUACCCUCGUCGACUUCAUGUACAAGGGCGAAGUAAACGUCGAGUACUGCCAGCUAUCGGCCCUCCUAAAGACAGCGGAGAGCCUUAAGGUGAAGGGUCUAGCGGAUAUGACGAACAUCAACGCGGCGGUAGCGUCGAGGGACGAGCAACAACAGCAGCAGCAGCAACAACAGCAACAACAGCAGCAGCAACCGCAACAACAACAGCAGCAACAACAACAACACACGAGCACAUCCGAGGGUAUACAACGCGAGACAUCGCGAGAACAUCACCGUGAACGUGAAAGUAUAAAGGAAGCGAGCAAUAAGGAGAGAGACAGGGAAGGAAAUACAUCCGGUGGCACGGGUUUGCCAUCGGCAGGAGUGAAAGAAUGCGAGCAACCCCAACAAAACGUAGCCCAACCACCCACCAGCGAGUCGACCGAGGCGGUAGACAUGACGGAUUGUCCGGCAUCGCCCACCGGACCCGGUAGCCCUUGUCCAGGACCUUUGGCCCUUGAUCGACCUAGGAGGGAUUCCGAAGAUGCCGCAAGUUUAGAAGAAACGAGGGGUUCCCUUAGUCCGAUCUCGGUGCACAGUGGACCGUCGGAUAUGAGUCUAAGUAACAAUACAGGAAGCACGCCUGGCGUGCUACCGUUGAACUUACCACAGAGCCGGCUUCCGUCCCCGCACAGUACAGAGCCUCUCGCGGGUCCGUCGGGGUUACCCCCGGUCCAACAAGUUCCACUUUCGUUAAAAAAAGAGAUGGACUGGGAAAGGUCGACCGAAGAGCGCAGUGCGAGCAGCGAAAUAUCCACGGAUUACAGACUCCCACCAGAUCCGGUGUCGCUGGCCCUCGGUUUGGAUGCAGGAGGUUGGGGUGCCCUGGUGGAACGCACGAGUGGCGGCGGCGGAAGCGGUUCCCUGCUAGGUCACGGCGGUUUCGCCGGUCUGGCGGGGUUGGCGCGUCGCUGCGGCGUCUGUCUGGCUACGUUUCCUUCCGCCUGGUUGCUGGAACGGCACGCGUUGCUUCAGCACGCCGGCCAGGCUAGCGACGACAAACCAUUCACCUGCGAGCAAUGCGGCCAACGCUACCGUUACCGAUCCGCUUACGUGAAACACCGGGAGCAAAACCAUCGGGCCCGCCUACCGGCCGAUAAGCUUUUCACCUGCGACGUCUGCGGCAUGCAGUUUAGGUACCUAAAGUCCUUCAAGAAGCACCGACUGAACCACGCGUUGGAACGAUUGCAACGAGCUCCGGAGCCUCAGAGCAGCGCGAUGACGGUGUCCGCGGCUGCAGAGAGAAGCGACCAGGUGUCCAGCACCGGGGAACCAUCGCAGGUGGAGACAGGGAGCGACACCACUACCAAUCCAGGUGAGGAAGAGACGCGGGGAACCUUCAAUGAAAAUGCUCGCGAAGAGAGCAUCUCUGAGACAGCCAGCGUGCAGGAGAAUCCUGGCGAGGCUGUCGAGGUUCAAAUGACCGAGGCUCCUACAGGAAACAGCAGAUCAGCCGGUGGUACCAGCGAGGUUGGCGACACGGAUGACAACGCUGUGGACGACGAUCGUUCCGAACACACGGAUCCUGUGAUCAGCCUGGCUCGCAGCAGUCACGAGGUUGACAGGCGCGAACGUCGCUUCGCCUGCCCCUUUUGCGGUAAGUGCGUCCGUUCGAAGGAGAACCUGAAACUCCACGUACGUAAGCACACCGGCGAACGACCGUUCGUCUGUCUCUUCUGCGGACGCGCGUUCGGCGGAAAAAGCGACCUUACUAGGCAUCUUCGUAUCCAUACCGGAGAGAGGCCGUAUCACUGCGAAAUGUGCGGCAAAUGUUUCGCCAGGGCGGAUUAUUUGUCCAAGCAUCUCACCACCCAUAUACACCAACGCUAAACUGCGUGGAUUGUACGGACGUUCUUGUCACUCGCUGCGGCGUCUUCUAGCUCGGGUGUUUAGGGAUUCUGCGAUAGCGAAAAGGGUUGUUCUAAGUGGAUGAAUUUCGAUUGUGAGCGAAUCGACUCCUCGAAGUACGCAAUCGCCACAAAGAUAUUUCGAUGUUGCAAGUUUUUCUUUAGGUAGUAGCUAAUCGUGGCGAUUCUUGCUUUACGCGCACCGCUUCAGGGACCGACAGCGAAUCACUUGUAUACAACGAUCGUAGAAAAACGAAUUAUUUUAACCGCGAUGCUUGCGUAUUGUGUAUCGUUGAACGCGUUUGUUACAUCCCGCGGAACACCCUUUCCGUGUCAAAGAUAGUCGAAGAAACGAGACAACGACGUAAGAAAAAUAACGAAGCUUCAUUCAUGUAGAAUUCGCCCGAUCAUCGAGUAAAAGAUCGUAACAAGGGGCGAGCAGACAGGUGAGAGAACGUCAACGUACGCAAAGGUAGUUUUCGAAGGUUCGUCCACGCGAGAUGUCCGCUCUUCUCAGAGUCGAACGAGAGAAAUUCUGGCGUGAAACUUCGGAGGAUGCGGGAGAUCGGCAUAUUUUUAAGAUAACGUUAAACUACGCUUCGUAAACUUCGCGUCUUCGGAUCCAUUUUUCGAGGCUCGUUCAACUUGCGAUUUUUUUUUUCACGAGUUCUUUCCUCUCUCUGGUGCGUAAUCGAAGAAAAGGAAGAUUCGAGAAACGUCUAGAGCGCGAUAAGAAGAGGAGAACCACGUAUCCAUCCAGCCAUUUGCCCAUCGAGACGAGUCAAUUACAGAAGAAGAGUGGAAAUGAAGAAAUCGUCGACGACGAUGGCCAUACACGCGUGAUUGUAAUCUUAUCACGAACGUGUAAGAGAAUAGAAGAACGAAGUGAACGAAGAAAAACGAAAGUGGAAGAAGGUCGAAGAUUUCUACUUAACGUUAGUGAGACUAAUUUGUGAUAAAGGAUUCGAAACCAAAGAACGCGACGAACGUCGACGAUGACGGCUCGUUUUUGUUGUCUUCUUCGUCUUCGUGCACCACCGACGAGCGAUCUACUCGUUUACGUAAUAGCUGUCAGCGUAAUCGAUGCGAUUUUUAUACAGUGCACGCGAUAACGAUCAUUCUUCCGUAUGCCACGCAGUCGAGGACACGUCGCGACUCCUGGUUGGACGGGAAGUAUCUCCUGAAUGGAAAUCUAGUGGAAAAAUAUGUAACGUCUAGUAUAACGUUUAUGAUUGAUAUAUUGGCCCCGAUUCCGUGACAAUUUAAUAUGAAAAAUGUGACCCUUUUGAUCAAAUUUUUUUUAUGGAACUUUAUCGUAGAAUAGUUAAAAAAACGAAUACGAUGCAAGAUUUUCCUUAUAUUUACGAGUUAACGUUUGAAUCAUUAGGUGCAAUUGGAUUUUUUAAGUUGAUUUAACCCUUAACUAGUACUGUCAGAUCCUGAUAAUACUUUGCGUGUUAUAAAUAUUGUCAUGAUUUCACUCUCAAGUAAUAUGUGACUUAAAUAUGUUGAAAAUUGUUGAUCAGUUCGAAUUUUAUAGUUGCGUAUCCCGGAAGACGGAUGCUCUUUUUCUAAAUUUCUCAAUCGUAUUACCCGAAUGUACGAUAAAUAUCCAAUUUCUUAAAGAAACAAAACACGCGUCUGUAAGUAUGAUUUAUCAAGAGAGUAAAACAAACAUAAAUUUGAAGAAAUAAUAUUUGUAACAUCAUCGUAUUUCUCACCUUCUAAUUUAUGAGGUUGAUCGUUGUGGCUGCUGAGCGACUCAAUUAUAACUUACAAGCGAAGGUUUACAUUUUUUAUCCAGCCUAGAACUUCGGUAAAGAGUUAACAUGCUUCUAUUUCACUGUAACUAGUUAAGGGUAACUUGCUUUACUCGCAUCCUUACAGUUUCGUUCUUUUUAUUCCAUUAAUCUAAAGAAACAGCGGAAUUGCUGGUAUAAUGAUGCAGAAGAGUGGUAUCUUUGGACCGGAUUGAUAUUUAUCUUCAUCCAAGCAACAUUUUAGCUAGUCUUCGAUCGAUCUUACCGUGUCUUUUGCAUUAUUUCCGACUCGAUCGUGUUUCCCUAUUGUUCGAAAAUUCUCUGAAUUCCAAGAAAACCUGCGAAGGAACAUAUACGAGGAUUAAUUGAACUCCUCUCGAUUUGAUCCUUUUGUUUCAAUCUGAGAUUCUAUUAUUUGAAUAAAAAAUGAUCAAUCGUGGCGAGAAAAUAAUCAGAUAAAUGAAACAAACGUAAAUUUCUUAUUUAGAAAUAUGCAAUGAUGGAUACAAAAGACACGGUUUAUAGAAUUUUAGGUGGUAGUUUAAUAGGGAUUAGACAAACUACUUAAUUGUUUGACUGCAAGUAUCGCGAAAUAUUGAAUUUCAAGAAUUAAUUAACAAAAGCUGCGCUAGAAACAUAAUCCGUGUUAUACGUGUAGCUCGAGAUUAUUCGUUACAAGUGGAGGAUUCUCGCAGCAGCAUCUCACGAGAAACAAUCAUGUUUGCUAUUCUUCCUCUGAAAUUAAUUAGCCACUCUGGUCUACAGCCUAGACUGCGAAUAUCACGAGUAGUUUCCUCCUUCACAAUUUCACCUGAAAUAGCGUGUGCUUGCGUCUUUAUGUUUUCUAUCCUUAAAACAAAUAAUAAAGACACGUCACACGUGGAAGGAGGAACGAGAGUGGUUAAACAAAUACCGUGAUAUUUGGCAGUCGAUUAAUUACGAGAAAAAUAAUUCAAUUUACGCUAUAAUUAUUUUCUUAAUUUGUCCUCGAACUUGUUUCAUUAACCAAACGACGUAUUCUAUUGCGCGAGAUUAGCUUAACUUAAGUAUCAUUACGAGAUACCAAAUUAAAAAAGUAAUCGUUUAAAAAGUAAUCGCAUAAGAACUUUCGCUCCUCAACCUGACAGUCAGACAUUUCAUAAUCAAUGAGUCUGACUCAACGAAAUACUAAAUUUAACAAAUGACCAUGUAAAAAGUAAUUACGUUGAAACUGCCACCUUUCGAUCUAACAACAUCGAACGUUCGAUGCUCAAAGAUUUAAAACAUUUUACAGAAUACGAAGAGAAGAAUAAAUUAAAACGACAAUUGUUUAAACGAUAAAUUACAUUGAAACGAUCAACACGAUGAUUCGAAAUAUUCCAAAGAAUACCAUUCUCUAUAAUCAAUCGAUCUAUUGAACUAUUGCAUGUACCUAUAUAAUACAGAGAUGAAAAGAUAGCAAAAAGAAUAGGGAUGUGAUGGACCGAACGUGUCACAUAUGCAAAUAAGACAGCGUAAGAACGCGUAACGAUGAGCGACAGAGAGCAAUACUUGCUUCCUUUGCACCAGUGCUAUCCCGCUAGUCAUUUUUCUAGCUCUGCGCUACGGUAUCUAUGUAACUUCUACGAUCAAUCGAUCGUAACUCUUGUCGCCGGUGGUCAAAAGACGUUGCAUACAAUUGAAAGAAACGAUAGACUUCAGGUCCAAAGGACGCAGCGACGCGUUCAACGUUAGCAUGGAUGCGAAGGAUAGGCGCGAAUCAUGCCAGGCCCUUCUCGGAAGCGUUGCCGGUGCCUUGGAAAGCCAGCCGUGUAUCCUUUUUAAACCUAGCGAUCUAGCAAUAAAGCGUGUGUUUUCCGUUCUAGCCGUCACGCAAGUAGAAAAAGAAAACCGACCAGGACACCGUGUAUUAUCACACGGUCUCCGUGGUUCUUUCAAAAACCUCUUCUUAGCCAAUUGUGUCCAUUUUGCUGUUUACGUGUAUAUAUAUAUGUAUGUCCCUGAUACGUGUACGCAUAUAUAUACAUACACAUGCAUAUACAUACAAAUACACAUCGAUGAAACGAUAGAUCGUCCAGAAUGCACAUAUGCGCGAGCGCAGAAACGAGAGUGCCGGCUCAUUCUCUUGGGACCUGGUCUCGCAAGCGAGUUCACAUCGUCGUUCCACUCGUUUCCGUAAUUCCAAGGAUUCCGAGCAUACAACGUAUGUAUAUAUAUGUAUGUGCGUGUUUACAUAUAUACAUAUAUAUAUAUAUGUAUUUACAUACAUACAUAUACAAACAACGUUACUCGAAUCCUCGAGGUUCGCCGAAAAUACAUUUACACUUGUUAGUCGUUCGUAUAGCGUUCGCUCAUCUCCCAUCGGACGCUGGAUCGCUGUCGAUCGCGAGAUCGACCAACAACUUCCGUCCGGUUCCCUGACCGGGAUUUUGCGAUCGAAUUUGAACCUCUCGUCGCGUCUUAACUAUUCACAAGGCUACGAUAACUACUCGCCUGGUGAACAGGCUGCAGAGAGAGAGAGAGAGAGUGAGAGGGAGAGGGAUUGAGACAACGAGAGAGGGAGAGAAAAAGAGAGAGAGAGAGAGAGAGAGAGAGAUGGAUCCGUGGAUAGAAACGUCGACGAUGGACGCGUCCACCGGUGGGAACGAAGAUCGAUCACUUGGACGGAUGGUAAAUUAUUCGGCGCGUUAUUCCGUCUUCUAAAAUAGACAUUAAAUUAAGGAUAAGUAAUGAGAUCUACAGCGAUCGUUGUUGCAAACGUGCCGUCCCAGUGCCAAUGUCUCGUUUACUUUUCGUGAAAGUUAUCGCAUAGCUUGCGUCGAUCUUUCGCCGUCCUGGUGAUCGAGAUCUGCUUUGAAGUAGCUGCGUGAUAUAGGAACGACGAGAGAAAUUCUUGGUUCGGUCGUGGGCGAUUUGAGCUGUUUUUAACGACGCGGGAUACUGCGACUGUUACUUGUCCCCGGGAGAACGUGGGAUAUGAUAUAGCUGUGAAAGAUGCGUAAACAGAAGGUUCUUCUAUAUUUUAUUCUUGUACACAACUUGCCUCGUUUUAGCGAACGCUGUGAUUUCGUGAUCGUUGCUCAAACCUGAAACCGAGAGCGGAAAUGCUGGGAGACCGAUAGCUCUUUGCGUUCCAUCCUAGCGAAUUUAAUAGAGUUUUUACUUUGUAAUUUUUCGUUAGUCGCAGGUAUUACAUAUUGAUGCAACAAUUAUUUCUGACUUACAACGUACGUAUAGUUUACACCGCGUAUUUUCGAAUAUUUACCAACUCUUAACGCUUAGACGCUUUUUUCUCUGUAAAUAAUUAAGAAAAUAUUAAUAUCCUUGACUCUUUACAAAGAUUAUCUUACGAAAAUGCUUCUGUCUUUACAGCAUAUAAAAAUAUAAUUCUACACGCAGAUAGAUAAAGAAAGUAUAACGUCGUAAAGAAUAACUUUGUAAUUCAGAAGUAAUGAAAUCGUAGUAGUAUGAAUAUUCAUUUUCGAUAUCGAAUUUCUUCAUCGCUACGUGUUACCCGAAUUAACGAAUUAUUUGAACGAAGAAACCAAGAAACGUUAACCGAUAGUUUCUCUGUCGAUUAUUCGAAUUUCGCCAAGUCGAACGCAAAGAGCAAAAUUCCCAGAUCGACCGCGGUUUCGUACCAAGUUCAAGUCGAUCUUUCACCCGCAUGGAUCCCACGUCGCGGCGCACUUCGCUUCUGUAAUUUCCGGGGACACGCGAUUACGUCGCUCGUCUUUGCACCCGCGAAAAUGGGAAAAGAAUGCGGCAUCGGUUAACCGAAGAAAGUCUCGCGAGUCCGACCACGAUGUACGAAGAACGACAUUAAGAGAGAAAAAUGGAGGAGAAGUAAACCAGGCUCGAUUCUUGCGAGGUCAGUUUGCCCAAAUUCCGUCAGAAUUAACGUUUAGUCAUUUAGCUAGUAAUUUACGACGUACUUGCUGCUGUGUGUAUCGCGCAUUCGUGAAACGAAGUCGAAUAACGAAGGUGCUAUCUAAGAGAAUAGAAUGAUCGUGGCCCGGCAGCCAGGAACGACGAAGACAAAAUGACCGCUCGCGGGAAGAAGGUGCCAAAGAAAAAGACUAUAAUAACGAAUACUUACCUAUUACACGAAAGAGGCUCGUGUGUUAGACGAGGAACAGAGUCGACCUAUAAUAGAAAUAAUGGAGAAAAAAAGAAAGAAAUUUCGAGCCUCGCAUUUCCCUGCGAGCGGACUGGUCCGGCGCCGCGAUGACUCGGUUUAGUCGAUAAAUUACGUAUAUUAUGUUAUAUAUAUAUAUAUAUAGUCGAGUCGAUUAAAGGUGUAAGUUUUACAACGCGAAGCGAAUAAUCAUCGUCCCACGAUGGACGAAUGAACGAAGGAAGGCGAACAUAUUAGGUUGACUUGAAAAAGUGAACCGAAAGGGAGAAACUAUUAAGGAAGAGAAACUAAACGAAAGAAGCGGAUAUAAGCGAAUAGAGAACAUGUCCAACGAAUGUCAACGAGUUUCAAACAAGCAAACAAAUAAACAGAAUUAAAGGAAACGAAGAAAAAUAAGAACAUUUGCGCGCGUAGGGAGGAAAGGGAAAAAUAGAGGAAAUUAAAAUGAAGCUAAAAGAAAAAGUAGCGGAGGAAAAUGAUAAACUAAGAAAAAAAGAAAAAUAAAACGAACGAAGAAGAAGGAGAAUGAAGAGGCGCGAAUAUAGAAGAUACAAACACGGCGAGACUUUUAAUUUACGCUGGUUUGUCCAUCUCGUGCGGUCUCUCGAAAAGAACAAAAAAGAAAAAUAAAACGCGACGGUCGACAGGACCGCGUAUCGUGUCCGUCUCUCGCGCGUGAUUAACGAUCCAAGGAUUAAGGAAAAUAGUUCCAUGACGCCUGAUGCCUCUGUUAGCUUUUAUACAGGCAGCCACGUCCGCCCGCUGCCGCUCCAUUUCCACUGCACGCCAGAUUUACUGCGUUAUGGACGGCCGAGGGAAGCUGCAAAUCGUUCUGUCACUGAAAGACCGACUGUGCUUGACGUUUCCUGCUCCGCCGUGGUACGACCGACCGUGCUUCGAGGAUCGUUCUCUGUACGGGAGAAACUACCCCUUGCAAUUCGCGAUCGCGAUCCUUACGUCAUCCGAUUACCUUCCUUUUUUUAACAUAUUUUUAAUAGAUUCGAAGGGUUUAUGAAUUUGCGAGUUUGCAGAAUAUUUGAUAGAUUAGGUGAUCGUGUAAUAGAGUUCACGGUGAACUAUUUAACUCUGGUCUGAUCUUAAGUCAAAUCAUUGGUCGUAGGUUAUUACCGUAACAGAGUUUGAGGAUAAUUUUAGGAUAUUUAAUUUGAACACUGUGUCGGCUAUCAGUGUGUAUCGAUAAGAUUUCACUGAGAUCGAAGUUCGUGUAUUCUUCAAAUAUUUCGAGAAUUCGUGAUCAUUUUAACGCCAGUUCCUUCGUUUACUUCUUAAGCUACACCGUUUGUGAUGAAAACGAUAUUGUUUAAUCUGUGAUACCGGUAUCUUGAAUAAGAAAGUAUUUUCUUGAAUUUCGAUAGAUUCCGUAGAUCUUCGAUUCGAAUAUCGAACGAUGAUUGUAACGAUAUUAGGAAGAGAAACGAGUGAUUUUUAAAAAUUACUUGUGCAACGAAAGCUAUCUAUAGGUAUAUUCUUUAAACUGUGAUAUCGAUACCUUUAAAUGAUAAAAGAAAUAUUUAUUUAGCGUACUAGUGUCGUUCAGUCUGGAAUGACUAACGAAUAUUUAGAUCAGUUUAGUCUGUAUAGCUUGAAAAAUGAGUUUCAUAUCUGGUAGCAUUAUUUUAUCUUCGUCGCCUCCUUUAUUUCCAUCCGUCCUUUUAAACGGUGUGGGAAUGAAUGUGUUAGAGUUAUGAUUACAAAGAUCGAAACACAAAACGGUGUUAUAUUAGCAAAUAUUUUCAACAAAUACUCGUGCAAAUAUUUAGACAGCUAGAAUUUGGUAUGGAAAUAUAUAUAGUAAUAUUAACGGGGAAUAAAUGAAACGUGCUAAGGAAACAGCUCGAAAAUUGUCCGAUAAAACGAACACCCUGAUCGCGUGUUUCAUCUUUGUCGAGAUGCAACAUUAUGAAACGAAUAGGAGCAUUUUUAUUGAAUAAUUAUUAUCGGAUUUAUCGUUAAAUUUACAAUGUGCGGAUUGUUAUGCAUUUAUGGGGAGAUUUAAAGACGAACGUGUGAAGAUGCACGGAAUGCAAAUAAUAUAAAAAAAUUGUCAAAAUAUGACGCUCCAAGUUCUAUUCGAUUUAAGUUAAGCGUAUUUAUAGAAAUACCAACUUGCAUAAAAAUCCGCAGUCUUCUGAUUUAUAUUCAAAAUUGCUCGAUACGAAUUUCUGACAAACUUGGUAUUACAACGGUGCCAAAUAUUGCAAUGAAAUGGAACGUUAGAUAUUAAACGAAUAGCGAUUAUGCUAUUCGAUCAUGCAUACGUAAAAUGAUAAGAAAUUGCAUUUAUCAUCUUAGUUAAAAGCUCAACAUGAACACCAUUAUGCAUUAGAUAGCGUGUUCAGAAAACUUAUCAACGAAUGCAGAAGAGAUCUAUGUCUUUAUCUUUACAUUAGUCAUGUUCAUUUUCUCUUAUUAAUUUCGCUAACUGAAUUACUCUAUUUAUUCUAGCAUACGGAUUGGUCUUAGAGUAACAAGUACUUUACAUUAUUAAUUUCGAGAAAAUUUUUUUCACGAAUAUAUUUUAACAAUCAACGUGUGAUAAUCGGACCUAUUUUAAAUAUCGACUGUUUAAAUGUAUUACAAUUCCGAAAUACAUUUCACGUGAUCAAUUCGACUAAUUUGAUAGUUGCGUAACUAUUAUAAUUUGAUAUUGAUUGACAACGAACGAUAUAUAUAUUUUUUACAAGCACAAUCUGUAAUAACGACAUAUGCAACAGUGAUAAUAUUUUAUAACGAUUACUAUUACAUAUGUGAUAUCGAAAUAUCGACUCGAAUUUUAGCUAGCUUUUAUUAUCAAGGUACUAAGUAAACGUUUGAUUUACUGUGAUAACAUGAUAGAUGAUAUGAAAUAGUACAAGAACAAAGGGGUCGUACGAGAAUUUUUACAAGAAUUUAAUUCACCAACUGUGAAAACAAUUUUUCGUUUAAAAACACGCGUGUCAUUUUUGUAUCCUUGCACGAUGGAUGCAAGAUCGCAUGUUAUAUAACAAAUAACACAUUGUGUAUCGGAGUUAUAUAUUUUUCGAAUAAUGCGUAUUUCCAGGAAUUUUUAAUACAAAUUCUACGCACUUAUUUAUUUAAAAACUAACUUCUUUACUUUACUUUUCAUAUAUUUUAAUGGGAUUUAUGUAAAUAUAAAUAUCAUGUGUGAUUAUUUAAUGCUUCUUUCAAAUAUGGUCAAAUAUAUGAAGUAAAGUAAAUGCUUUGAUGAGACAGGACAUCGCAUGCUUUGUAGAUAUACAAUUGAUGGAAGCGAUAUAGCGAGGUUAUCAAACAGGUCAGAUGUUAAAGUUUACGCGUUUCAGAAGCAAGAGCAGCAGAAUAUAUGAGAAGAUAUGCCACAGCUCGUAAUUACUUCUCUCUUUGCAAAAUAUAUUUUAAAGUAUACUGUAUGUCAUAUAAUUUAGAAGGGAAAUUAUAAUUGGCUAAAAAGAUAAAUCAUUUGUCACCUUGCAGAAAUUUCGAAUUGAUAAUUCUCCAGUAAGUUUACGAAUUUUACAAAAAGAUAACACGAAACGUAUUUUAACGUUGAAACGAACAUAGCUGUCAAUAGUCUACAAAAUUUGAUUAUACAAUUCGUCUCGCAUUUACACAACGUGUUGAUUUAUAACCAGAAACCGCGUGAAGUCAAACUACUUACUAUCUUUUCAACCUCGGUUAAUAAAAUUUAAUUAUACUCAUUCGAGUCUAUUCGUAAUAUUUAAGUGGAAUGGAGAAGAAAAGAUGCAGCUCACGAAAGCGUUUGACCAUUUAUCAUAGGAAACUUCUAUAUCCUAUUGUAUGUAUUAUGUAAAACUUUUUGAAAUUUCAUUAGCUCUGCAGCGAGACACAACAGUCACGUUUAUAUCGAUAAAAUUUGAAACCAAGUUGAAAAAUGUAGGUAUUACGAAACAUUUACGUCAAACAUAUAUUUGGUAAAAUAAUUAGCAUGCAGCAUAGAUAAAUAUCUUAAGCGUAUAAUAAAAAUUAAAAAGAAUUCCACCGAAUAUCGAGGCUUAUUUAAUAUAACGAAUAAUUGACCAUUCAAAUAUUUUUAUCAUCUCUGUACAUACUUGUAUCAAAUUUGUAUCUUGUAACUUUUAUUUACAUUUCCAGAUUUGUUUCUAAAUUGACCGAUAUAAUCAGAAUGCUGGAAUCUCUUUAUAGCGCCAAUAUAAUUUCAAAGUAUUACGUACAACACACACAAUAUAUUUCUAACAGGUUUCUAUAAAUGUUGGCAUACUUUCACGAGCCACCGUGGAUGAAACUCGAUCACAGUUGUGUUCCUAUCGAGUGAAUCGAUAGCGAAAACUAGUCCUUUGACCGGGAGAAAAUCAAAGGGCGAAAGUCGCCUCGCACUCUUCCAAUUUGCCAAAUCACAAAGUUAAAAUCGUCAAUGGUGCUCUAGUCGAGGUUUCGCAGCCCGUCCAAAUUACGAGAGCGAUUUUUUCGCCGGUCUCUCUACUCGACCUAGAAAACAAAAACCCACAAAGAUUCUUCCGAUAACUCUUCUGUGACGGCGCGGUAAAAUCUUCAUAUCCCGCGGAAAAAAACAUUCCCGCGGGACCGUGUGUCCGGCAAAAGAGGAACGAGAAAAACAGAUGUCACGGAGAAGAGGAUGAGCCACGCGUUGUCACGUUUUUCACAGACGUGAGAACUUCCGGUUUUACACCGUUACACUUGAAAUUUCACGUAUUCUUUCUAUGCAGUGUAGUAAUUCUACGGGAAUCGUCGAUUUACACUUUCGAAAGUCUACUUUUUCUGUUUUCCAUGGCCUUAUAGGGAAAAAAUUGGUAAUAAUUGAACCGAGGAUAUGUUUCUGCAUUUAUGGGAAAUUUAACGCUACUAUAUAAAACUAUCGACGACUAGAGCAUAAAUCUUGUAACUAGUGAAAUUUUAAGGAAAGAUAUACGAAGGAAUAGUAUAGUGUUAGAAGAAAAUCGUUAAAAAUGUCGUUGUCUUAAAUCCAACAGAUUUUCAUGUCUAUUUUUAAUUCGAGAUUAUGUGGGAAGAAUAUGAUAAGUCAAGUUUCGUUAAUCUUCUGACUUUUAUGUCAUUUGAUGGUUAAUAAAAAGAAUGUUAAUACGAGACAGAUAAAAAGGGGAGAAAGGAGAGUUUAGAGAAAAUACAAGACAUUUCUCUCUAAAAUAGGAAGCUUUCAAUUUUCGUAAGUUUACAGCAUUCUUGCUUCUGUUCUACGGAAAUGAAACGCCCACGCGUUUUUAAUCUCAAAAUACGAUUGUUCGA